Cornus florida is the source of this 534-nucleotide messenger RNA. RefSeq lists its product as uncharacterized. Bases 1 to 534 code for a protein of 177 amino acids. The transcript has a single exon. The record is from RefSeq and is a predicted model, not a curated record. Lineage: Eukaryota; Viridiplantae; Streptophyta; Magnoliopsida; Cornales; Cornaceae.
AUGACACAGGGCAUGAAACUAGUCGGGGUAUCCAUAGUGGUCUUUCUAACUGCUGCUGCCUCUCUUGCACUUUUGAACUUCUCUUUGCCACCACAUCUCGACCUUCUUGGAUUUUUAUCUAAUCGUGUUUUCUUGUUUACAAUGUUUAACACCAUAACUUUUGCCAUCUUUGCCAAAAGUUUUAAACCAUCUAUGGAUGAAUUUGCAGAACCUUUCCUCCACUUUGGUUAUUAUGAGGAAGAGGAAGCCCAAAGCAAAGACAGACCUAAUGAUGAUGACAGCAGCUAUCACAGAAGCAAUUGUGAUUAUGAUGAUUAUGAUGAUGAUGAUAAUGCAUAUUAUUAUGGUUCAGAUGAUGGUUAUGAUGAAGACGACGAUGAUGAUGGCAGUGAUGAUGAGAUUGGCUGGGAUAGCAAUGAAGAACAUGAUGAUUUGGAGAGCAGGAUUGAUGAAUUCAUCACAAAGGUCAUUACAGGAUGGAGAGAAGAAUUGUUAAGGGACAACCUUUACAACAACUAUAAAGUACAACCAUAA